Messenger RNA from Nicotiana tabacum (common tobacco), 1941 nucleotides. RefSeq names its product putative galacturonosyltransferase-like 7. The record is from RefSeq and is a predicted model, not a curated record. NCBI's taxonomy places the organism in Eukaryota, Viridiplantae, Streptophyta, Magnoliopsida, Solanales, Solanaceae. Gene Ontology annotation, cellular component: Golgi apparatus. Gene Ontology annotation, molecular function: glycosyltransferase activity.
UAAAAGCAGCUGUGAAUGAGCCGCAAGAUUUGUCAAAGCUAAUUGCUCAUCAAGUGAUUCAAAAUGGCGGUAUAUAUGGUAGAUAUGCUGGACUCAAAAUCUCGUGCUAAAGAACGUGAAUGUUCGAAUCCUCUUCAAAGCAUAAUACUGAGAUUUUUUGUUCUUCGAAAUUGUUCUUACUAACAAUCCAUCCUUUCCCUCCAAAUUAACGAUGAUUCUAGAGAAUAAGCGACUAUGAUACUCUUGCUGAGAGCCAAAUCGAUAUAUUCAGAGGCGCGAUCAGGAUUUCAAUUUUAUGAGUUCUAGAUUUUAACGAUAAUUUUAAGUGCUAGUAACUGGGUUCUAAUUUUAAUAUACGUACAUAUUUAAUGAUUUUUUUGGUAAAAAUAUACUAUUUGAACAAAAGUUAUUGGGUUCGGCCGAAUCCGUUUCCGAGCUUCUAGCUCCACCCAUGGGUAUAUUUGCUUACAUAGUUUUAUACAAAUACAGUUGAUUGCUCUUGAGCUAAUAUAGCUGAAAAACAAUGCAACUGCUCUAACUUCAGCUCAAGUAACUAAUUUCCUAACGAAGUCUGUAACCGCCCAUAACUACUCAACUGACCAUUCACUGCUAUUAAAACUGAAUUUAAGCUAGCUGGAAUUCGAAUAAAUUACACAGAAAGUUAAUUUAUAGUAUUAAACACGAAAUACUUCAUACAUUACUAUUUGCCUACAAAUUCUCCCUCUCUCUAGUUCAGUUAUGUAACUCAAACAAUUAUGGAGUAGAUUUUUACGCAUUUUUCAACAUUGAAAAAGAAAAUGAAGAGGAAUAAGCAGAGGAAAGAAGUUUACCCAGUGAAAAUGGUACGGAUUAUGAGAUUUUCAUGCAUUUUCGCUGUUGCAAUGUUAAUCAUCAUCUUUUCACCAUUUCAAUCAUCUCAGUUCUCGUACCGUAAAGCUUCCGUGUUCCGCAAUGCACCUGAUUGCAGCUCUAGUACUGACAGAACAAAAUUUGAGAAAAUUGAAUAUUCAAAAUUUGUUCAUGUAGCGAUGACUCUUGAUAAUCAGUAUCUACGUGGAUCAAUCGCAGCCGUUCAUUCGAUUCUACGCCAUUCUAAAUGUCCAGAGAAUGUAUUCUUCCACUUCUUAGUCUCAGAUACGAAUCUCAAAACCUUAAUUCAGUACAUUUUUCCUGAAUUGAAAUUCAAUGUAUAUUACUUUGAUUCGAAAAGAGUAAAAACCUUGAUUUCAACUUCCGUACGAGAAGCACUUGAACAUCCUCUCAAUUAUGCGAGAAAUUACUUAGCUGACCUUCUAGAACCUUCAAUUCACAGAGUUAUAUACUUAGAUUCGGAUAUAAUUGUAAUUGAUGAUAUUUUCAAGCUGUGGAGCACAAACUUGGGGGGAAAGGCAAUCGGAGCGCCGGAAUAUUGUCACGCUAACUUCACGACGUAUUUCACGGCGAGGUUCUUGUCGGACAUGAGAUUUUCUGGCGUAUUCGCCGGACGGAAAAGGAAGCCGUGUUACUUUAAUACAGGUGUUAUGGUUAUGGAUUUAGUGAAAUGGAGGCGGGUCGGGUACACGAAACUGAUCGAGGAAUGGAUGGAUAUCCAGAAGACGAAUCGGAUCUAUGAGCUCGGAUCUUUGCCGCCGUUUCUACUGGUUUUUGCUGGUGACGUGGCGCAUGUUGACCAUAGAUGGAACCAGCACGGUUUGGGCGGUGAUAAUGUGAAGGGAAGCUGCCGGAAACCGCACCCUGGUCCAACGAGUCUGCUUCACUGGAGCGGGUCGGGUAAGCCGUGGGUCAGGUUCGACUCGAAGAAAGCUUGUGCUAUUGAUUUUGUAUGGGCAUCCUAUGAUUUGUAUAAACAUGAGACGUGAAUAUGGACAGAAUUGUAUAAAUCAUACAGCUUUAAAAAGAAAGAGGAAAAUAUUAGCAAUGUUUGAAUUCAAUUUGAUCGUA